Megalops cyprinoides (Indo-Pacific tarpon) is the source of this 4332-nucleotide messenger RNA. RefSeq names its product G protein-coupled receptor, class C, group 5, member Bb (gene gprc5bb). The transcript is spliced from 4 exons. Gene Ontology annotation, molecular function: protein kinase binding; protein kinase activator activity; G protein-coupled receptor activity. The coding region runs from base 1326 to 2498 and encodes 390 amino acids. Gene Ontology annotation, biological process: G protein-coupled receptor signaling pathway. Gene Ontology annotation, cellular component: extracellular exosome; intracellular membrane-bounded organelle; plasma membrane. Lineage: Eukaryota; Metazoa; Chordata; Actinopteri; Elopiformes; Megalopidae. The record is from RefSeq and is a predicted model, not a curated record.
UCGGUGGCAGAACUGUCUCAGCUGAUCGCACUGGAAAUAGGCAGGGGAGAGAAAUGUAGUCGGGUCGGCGUGGCAUGUAUUUGUGAUUGUGAUCAAUGUUUCUUGUUGUCGAAACUGACCUGGGACCACGGUGGUCUUGCCCCACCUGGAGAACCCCUCUCUGUGUCUUUCACUCGCGCAAAGUACAGGUCAGCGCCGAAAAAACAAACGCAUCACAUGAAAAACAAAAACAAAAAAACAAAGCUCGCGCUGAGACGAGCUGUCGGACGGGACCUCUGCCAUCGCACGCCUCUGUGUGAGAAUUGAUCGAGUCGAGCAGCUGAAGACGCGUGUGUCCAGGGCGAGAGAGGGGGCAGAGGAACAGAGAGAGAGAGUGCGAGAGAUAAGCACAGAGUGAUCGCACCAUCGUACCAGUUUGAUUGCUCAGCCAAGCACCAGACCACAGAUCUCGCUUGGAAACAACUCCGCUGUAACUCUUUAGGGAUUGUUUUUUUUUUUUUGUGUUGGCUAUUCUGAACUGGCAUCUCAAAGCCGGCGAGGCUGAACUGGAGCGCCCCGACCUUACGAGGAACAUCUUGGAGAUAUGUUUGUUCAUGUGGCUGAUUAGUGAACGCGCAUUUCGCGCACAAACCGAACUGACAAGCGGUAUUGACAGCCGCCUCCGGUGAGCUAUUUCUGGUGACAGUGGAGGAGACGAGAGCAAAUGAGAGAACGGGACUGCGGCUGACAAAUAGUUGCCACAUAAAAUAAGGCACGUUUUGGUUCUUGGAUUUGCCAGUUUGGAAACAUAAGGCGCGCCGUUCAGGCAAACAAAUUGGCACGCACGGGCGAUGCGGUCUUGCAGGGGAUCGAUAACAUAGACUACUAAGAGGGCAUCUGCUAAUCCUUCGUCAAUCAUCUGCCAGCCAAUGAAGCUCUAUACCACUUCCAAAGUGGGUGCUAGCUGGAAUAAACCGACGUGAGUUUGUGAACAGCGGGAUCUCGACGCAGGCUUAAUGUCUUUAUUUAUUUAAGUUAUCAUUUAUUUAUUCAUGACAGGAAGGUUUUUGGCAAACGAGCCGCAAAACGAAGUAUUUGGAAGAGGCUUCCAACAACCCCCCUUUUGCGACAUGUUAGACCUUUAAUGGAAAAGAUGGACAUUGCUUACGUGUGAUACACCACCAUCCCCUGGACCAGGCGCAAAUGAACAGUUUAGCUGUGGCUAAAUCGUCUUUUGAUUUCACGAUCCGUGGAAAGGUUCAAUCCAAAAUGUAACUUUUUUCAACCCCCGAAAACACAUCAAUUAAUAUUCUGCUUUUUGAGGAUUUGUUUACAUCACAGAAGCGAUGGCGUUUGGGGCCGUGCUCCUCUUCCUCCUGUCCCUGGCGUGCUGCGGCGGCUCCUCCCAGGUCGACCCUCCCCCCUGGGGGUGCGGCCCGGGCCUUCAGCGCCCCUACACGGCCCUGUGCGACCUGGAGGCGGUGUGGGGUGUGGUUUUGGAGGCGGUGGCGGGCGGCGGGGCGGUGGCGUCGCUGCUGCUGGCCGCGGCCCUGCUGGGCCGCCUGCGCGCGGUCAAGGAGGCGGAGAAGCGCAGCGGGGUGGCGCCGCUCCUCCUGCUCCUGUUCGGCCUGGUGGGCCUCUUCGGCCUCAGCUUCGCCUACCUCAUCGAGAAGGACGAGCCCCUCUGCGUGGUGCGCCGCGCCCUCUGGGGGGUGCUGUUCGCCCUCUGCUUCGCGUGCCUGCUGGCGCAGGGCGUGCGGGUGGGCGGGCUGGUGCGGCGGGGGCGGAGCCCCGGUGGGGGCGCCCUGGCGGGGCUGGCCCUGGGGCUGACCCUGGUGCAGGGCAUCGUGGCGGCCGAGUGGCUGCUGCUGACGGUGGUGCGCGAGGGCCAGCCGGCCUGCCAGUACCAGCCGCUGGACUUCGCCCUGGCCUGCAGCUACGUGGUGGCGCUGCUGCUGGCGGCGCUGGCGGCCUCCGCCCUGGCGCUCUGCGGGAAGGAGCGGCGCUGGAAGUGCAACGGCCUCUGGCUCUUCAUCUCCUGCCUCAUGUCGGCGCUGCUGUGGGCCGCCUGGCUGGCCUUCUAUCUCUACGGCAACGAGGCGCUGGGCCGGGCCGCGGACUGGGACGAGCCGGCGCUGGCGGUGGCGCUGGUGUCCCAGGGCUGGCUGCUGCUGCUCUUCCACGCCAUCCCCGAGGCCCACUUCUGCCUGCGGCCCCCGCCCAAGCCCUCCGCCCCCGACUACUUCGACACCUCCCAGCCCCCGCCCCGCCUGAGGGAGACCAGCUUCGACGAGGACCUGCCCCUGUCCCACCGGCCCUACAUGGAGAACCAGGCCUUCUCCUUCGAUGAGCACAGCGCAGCCCUGAGGGCGGGGGGAUACCGCAAUGGCAAUAUGGGAGUCCGCGCCAGCAUCCCCUUCCGCAGUAACGUCUACCAGCCCACCGAGAUGGCUGUGGUGCUGAACGGAGGCACGAUCCCCUCAGCACCGCCCAACUACACAGGGAGGCAGCUGUGGUGAAGACGAGGCUGGCGAAGAGGAGUCUGCCUCCGGGGAGAGCGGCGGGGUAGAGCGGGUGCCUGGAGCGGUGGGGUGAUCCCACAGGGCUCCCCAUGUUUUUGGGUGCCCACAGGAAUUUCUCCAGAAGAAACUAAACUGGAGGAGGAGGGGGGCAGCCCUCCUAAUCAGUGCUUCUGGGGCCGUGAGUGGAGCAGGAAGGAGAUGCGGAGGGUGAGAGGAAGGACAAACAAGGAAAAACAUAAUGGCAGACUGGCUGCUUUGCACCUGUGUGUUCCCUAACAUAAGAAGCAAAAUAUACAUGGAGGAUGAGAAGCAUCUGUGAUUCAAAAGGCUGGGGGUGAUGUGCAAUGUUGGAUACUUUUUCGUAUUAACGUUAUACAGGAAAUGAGGUCAGAUCUUGCCCCUUCGUUAGCUUACAGUUACAGCUGCACGGAUGAAUUGAAAUCUGAAUUGAUCCAUGAAUUCAUGAAUUUAAAUCUGAAAACAACAUUCUUAGCUGUCGUCAUUUUGGAGUAAACCCGAAUAAUGUGUCACAACCAAUGCCCAACAAUGAAACUGCACAUAACAGAAGCAGACAUUCAAGUCUAUUGUAUUUUUAUUGCAUUUGCUCAGCAGACUCUUACCCGGAGUGACUUAGCAUACAAUUGUUACAUGUUAUCCAUGUAUACAGCUGGAUAUUUACUAUCCAGAGCAGUGAAUUUGUUUCCCUCUGUUGAGACAAUGCAAACUGACCACCAUGGAAAAGUGGAUUUCUAGUUUGUCUGAGAAAAGUCCUGAUCAUCAACCUUUGACUGCUAAAGCAACUUUUGACAAUCACUGCGAGGGUACAGUUCUUCUUCGUCUGAGCAGCCAUGGGGGACAGACUCGGACCAGGUCUGCAAUCUCACCUGAGUUUCGCCUCAUGUGAACGGUCACACAUCGGCCUGAGACCUGAUCUGAUCAGGUCCCGAGACAUGUCUAAGGAUGCUACAUCUGCAUGGCUUAAAGGAAUCCACCCUCUCUCCUGCUCUGUGGGAUUUUGUGCCAAACUUGGACCCAUCGUUUCGGCACUGCAUAAGGUCCCACUCUUUUAAAAGUAGACCCCUGAAAACUGACUGCAGCCCCCCCUUCUCCCCUCUCCCACCUCCUGCCUGUCCUUGGCGUACCCUCUGAGAUGAACCUUAAUGGAAACCCACCCUUAAUGGAAAAGGGUGAUGUGGCUGUCCACCUACCACUCCUUGGAGGGAUGAUUUUUUUCCCACCCCAUAAUCGAAAAAUGUGCGAAGAGCUUUCCCAUACAUUCUGGCAACCGGGGACCCGGGAUUGGACAGGCAGCGGACAAAUGAACAGCUGGGCUGGCACAGGCAGUGGAAAACUGGCACCGGAGGGGACAUGGAAUCUCAUGGAGUCAUGCGGUGGCCGUCUCCAGUUUCUAAUGCAGCUGUGGUGGCCUGCCCUGGGAAAUACUGAUGUUUGACAUUACAUAUACACUGUGGGGGAGGUUGGUGGUGCAUUUCUCUUAUUGUUUUGUUUUUGUGAAUGGGAAUUUAUCUCAAGUGUUUUUUUUUUCCCCUUAAUGACAGGAUGUGCCAUGCUUACCCAGUGUUUGUGAGCUUUCCUACAGCCAGACUUUCCUACAGCCAGAUGUGUCAGCCAGGUUUUCACGAAAUGGUCCUCUCACUUCCUGUUUCCCAUAAUUCCUGUUUCCUGUAACAAUGUCGCAUGCCAUGGAUGACCUCCAUAACUCUCGCCAACAAAUGUUUUAGGGAUUCCUAACAUGCAGUAAUAACAGGCAAAAUAACCAUGUUCAGCUGUAGUUCAGCACCAGAUAGAUGUUGUGAAAUAUGUUUUUUUU